Messenger RNA from Vicia faba (fava bean), 741 nucleotides. The record is from the annotation of a GenBank genome assembly. Lineage: Eukaryota; Viridiplantae; Streptophyta; Magnoliopsida; Fabales; Fabaceae.
AUGGCUCGACAGAAGUAUUUCUGGGGACUGCUUCAGAGUGGAUGUGUUGCAACGACUCCAACUACUUUGUUAUUUGGGUACGUUUUUCUCCUCAUUCCACUACAUCUGUAUAGCGGUUACAUUUUUCAUUCAUCUGCUCUAUCUCUCUCUUCCUAUUCUUAUUUUGUGCGUGUUCUAAAUCGUUCCUACAUUCGCCGUACCGUUUCUCCAUCCACCAACUAUCCCCGUUUCUUCCAAACCCUAACCCCCAAAACCAUUACUUCCACCAUCGUUUCUUCCUCUCCCACAAAACGGAAACGAAAGGUAGGCGACUCUGCUCCACUUGAAGAGGAAUACAAACAGUGGGUGAAGGACGCCAAAGCUCUGAAACUAGCUCAAAUGAACAGAAAAAACAGGGUUGAUAACUUCAAGAGUGCUUCUGAAUUAAGGCCAACAAAAACCGACGGUGUAGAUUUGUCCGUGGAAAAUCCAUGCUUUGUUUGCAAGCUUGAUGUCUUUGAUACCGACUCUGGUGAUCACAAGGUUAGAGUCUGCAGAGAGAAGAUUACCGAUCAUAAUCAGUUUGAAGUUGUGGGAAACUUGGGGCUGUAUGGAAACGCAACACGUAUCGACAAUUACUUCCACCAAAUAGUGUUUUCAUUCUGUUGUGUGCAGAGUUCCUGUUUUGGAAGUAGUGUUUCCAUCCUGUUUCCAGUAGAAAGAUUAUGUUGCUCAGCGUCCCAUGCCUCUUGUGUUCCGUAA